This is a messenger RNA of Copidosoma floridanum, 536 nucleotides long. RefSeq names its product LIM/homeobox protein Awh. Gene Ontology annotation, molecular function: DNA-binding transcription factor activity, RNA polymerase II-specific; RNA polymerase II transcription regulatory region sequence-specific DNA binding. Gene Ontology annotation, cellular component: nucleus. Gene Ontology annotation, biological process: regulation of transcription by RNA polymerase II; neuron differentiation. The record is from RefSeq and is a predicted model, not a curated record. Lineage: Eukaryota; Metazoa; Arthropoda; Insecta; Hymenoptera; Encyrtidae.
AUGGCCAUCAAGGACAAUCACCGUGUGGCCUUGGACGUAACUUUUGGGAGCAAAUGUGCAAAAUGUGGCAGACAUAUUGGUUCAGGAGACUGGGUACGACGUGCAAGAGAAAGAAUUUAUCACUUGGCAUGUUUUGCGUGUGAUGCUUGCUCUCGUCAAUUAUCAACUGGUGAACAAUUCGCUAUAAUUGAUGCGAAAUUACUGUGUAAGGCACACUACUUAGAUGUUGUAGAGGGAAACAAUACAUCAUCCUCAGAAGACUGUGACUCAGAACACGGGUGCAAAGGAAACAAAACAAAACGGGUACGGACAACUUUUACUGAAGAACAGUUGUCUGUUUUACAAGCAAACUUUCAACUAGACAGCAACCCUGAUGGACAAGAUUUAGAAAGAAUAGCUCAUGUUACAGGAUUGAGUAAGAGGGUAACUCAAGUAUGGUUUCAAAAUUCAAGAGCAAGACAAAAAAAACAUAGUGGAAAGAUUAAAUCUCAAAAUGAUUGGUGAAAAACAAAUUGUGAUAUUCUGAAGCUUACACA